AUGGGUCGCGUCAGAACUAAGACCGUCAAGCGCUCCGCUAAGGUCAUCAUCGAGCGUUACUACCCCAAGCUCACCCUCGACUUCGAGACCAACAAGCGUAUCUGCGAUGAGGUCGCCAUCAUUGCCUCCAAGCGUCUUCGCAACAAGAUCGCCGGUUACACCACCCACCUGAUGAAGCGUAUCCAGCGUGGUCCCCUCCAGGAGGAGGAGCGUGAGCGCAAGGACCAGUACGUCCCUGAGGUCUCUGCUCUGGAUGUCUCCCAGACCGAGUCCGGUCAGCUCGACGUUGAUGCCGACACCAAGGACUUGCUCAAGUCCCUCGGCUUCGACAACCUCAAGGUCAACGUUGUUACUGUCUCCCAGCAGCAGCAGGCUGACCGCCCCCGCCGCUUCGGUCCUCGCUAG
Messenger RNA from Penicillium chermesinum, 405 nucleotides. RefSeq names its product 40S ribosomal protein eS17. Lineage: Eukaryota; Fungi; Ascomycota; Eurotiomycetes; Eurotiales; Aspergillaceae. Gene Ontology annotation, molecular function: structural constituent of ribosome. The transcript is spliced from 4 exons. Bases 1 to 405 code for a protein of 134 amino acids. Gene Ontology annotation, biological process: translation. The record is from RefSeq and is a predicted model, not a curated record. Gene Ontology annotation, cellular component: ribosome.